CUUGAUGGCAGCAGCAUGAAUCACGUCUGCACCGUCCCAGUUAUCCUCAGGUAUAAAUAAGAGCAGCAGAGAGACAGGAGCAGCUUCAGACGGUCUGGAGUCUCAGGAAACAAACAGAGUUUUUUCCUCAUCAUUGCCUGCUGGCCCUGUGAGAGUCAGAGAGGAUGUUAAUGAUGAUGAUGAUGAUGAAGAAGAAGGGGUCCAAGACUCUGGGUGUGGUGGCUCUUCUUCUGGCCUCAGCCAACUGUAUCCUUCCUCCAUCAAAAGAAGAUCUUACCCAGAUCUCCCUCCAGGGGGAAAAGUAUGUGGAUAAACAGAUUGAAACUGCCGUUAACGGAGUGAAGGAGAUGAAUAGCGUGAUGCAGAAAUCUUCAGAGGCCCACCAGAAGUUUUUGGACGCCCUGGAGAAAACCAAGGAGCAGAAAGAGGAAGCGAUGCGUGCGGCUCAGGAGAUGGAGGAGAAGCUGGAGCGUGAGGAGGAGGUCUGUAACGAGACCAUGAAGGCUCUGUGGGAGGAGUGUAAGCCCUGCCUGAAGAACACCUGCAUUAAAUACUACUCCCGAACAUGCAGCAGUGGAUCUGGACUGGUGGGACGCCAGCUGGAGGAGGUUCUGAACAGAUCGUCUCCGUUCUCCAUCUUUAUCAACGGGGAGAAGAUAGACGUCCUGGAGAAGGAAGGGCAGCGACAGAACAAAGAGCUCCAGAACCUGGAGGAGAGAUAUACAGAGAUGGCCGAUGGUGUGGACAGCAUAUUCACAGACAGCAUGAAGGUGGCUGAUCAUGUCCACUUCAACCCUCCAGUCUUCUUUUUCCCCAAUUUCCUGGGACCGAUCAUUCGCCACCGCAGAAGCAUCCGCUCUCUCUUCCACGAUCCGUUCCACAGCUUCCAGGACUUGUUCUCCCCCAUGAUGGGCAUGGGCAAGAACUUCUUCAGCUCAAUGGGCUCCAUGACGGACAUCGACUCAGACGCAGCUCCUAAUGACGACGGCAGCGUGAACGAGGACGUGGUCAUCACCAAACCGUUUGGCAACGGCAGGAUGACCUGCAGAGAGAUUCGCCGCAACUCGGCCGGCUGCCUCAAGUUCCGCGACGAGUGUCAGAAAUGCAAAGAGAUCCAGAAUGUUGACUGCUCCGGGAGGAAACCUCUGGAGGGCCCGCUGAAGGAGGAGCUGGAGGAGGCGCUGGCCAUGGCCGAGCGUUUCACUCAGCAGUACAACAGCCUGAUGAUGAGGUUCGAGGAGCAGAUGUUCAACACCUCCUCCAUCCUGGACAUGCUCAACCGAGACUUCGGCUGGGUGUCGUCUCUGGCGAACAACACCAACACCAAGGACGACGUCUUCCAGGUUCAGACGGUGAACAGCGGGGACACUGAGGAGGAGAAGAAGCAGCCUGGAGAAACAAACGUGUCUGUGAAGCUCUUCGAUUCUCCCCCCAUGAACAUCAGCAUACCGGGCGACAUCCCCUGGACCGACCCCAAGUUCUCUGAGGUGUUGGCCCAGGAGGCUCUGGACCGCUACAAGGAAACCAGCGUUGUGGUCAAAUAACGUCCCAACCUGCACUGUCUGCUGACAAGUGAAUGUUCUGGAUUCAUCAAAAACCCACCUGAAACCUCGACGAUAAACACCUGGGGAAAAAAAUAAAAACUGAACCCACUGGUUCUGUUGUGAAUCCUCUUUAAGUCCUGCUUUUGCAAACGACUCAGUUAAACCUCAGAGAUUUAUACUGUUACAUUAGAGCUCUUUGUCCUGCUGUAAGAGAAGAUAUUCAGUAGAUGUAGAGAACAGGCCUACUUAUGUCUAUUGUACCUUCAACGUCUAGGCCUUUUGUGAGCUGGGCUUUGCAAAAGGCAGCAUAAAUGAUUUAUUCUGCUUGAGUUUCUGUUAAAAACCAAAAUGUAUAUUGACUCUGAAGCUGUUUAUUCUAUGCAUUCAGCAUUUCUAACACAUGAAGGUUAAACUAAGAUUUGGUUUGUUGCAAAGAUUUGUAGAAAAGUAAAGUUUAGAGCAGCUGUUUCAGUGACUUUAAAGACCCAGCCUACCCUUCUACUGAUCUCUAUAUGAUCGCUGUUAUCUGAGUUGGUUAAAGUGGUCGGUUUGCUGGAGUUAAACUCACUGAUUGGACAGAUUCAAGUUGGGAAAUAGGAGUCGAUUAUGUUCAGGACUGCUUUGAGUCCCUCUGUACAACAGCCUAGCAAUAAAGCAAUACAUAGAGAUCUAAUAAAACCUGCUCAAACCCA
Sebastes umbrosus (honeycomb rockfish) is the source of this 2236-nucleotide messenger RNA. It is a transcript of the gene clu, whose product is annotated as clusterin. Lineage: Eukaryota; Metazoa; Chordata; Actinopteri; Perciformes; Sebastidae. The transcript is spliced from 10 exons. Bases 165 to 1544 code for a protein of 459 amino acids. The record is from RefSeq and is a predicted model, not a curated record.